Saccharomyces kudriavzevii IFO 1802 is the source of this 1236-nucleotide messenger RNA. RefSeq names its product Vcx1p (gene VCX1). The coding region runs from base 1 to 1236 and encodes 411 amino acids. Gene Ontology annotation, cellular component: fungal-type vacuole membrane. The record is from RefSeq and is a predicted model, not a curated record. Lineage: Eukaryota; Fungi; Ascomycota; Saccharomycetes; Saccharomycetales; Saccharomycetaceae. Gene Ontology annotation, biological process: calcium ion transmembrane transport; intracellular calcium ion homeostasis. Gene Ontology annotation, molecular function: calcium:proton antiporter activity. The transcript has a single exon.
AUGGAUGCAACUACCCCACUAUUGAGAGUUGCGGACAGCCAUACAACCCGCAACCCAAAGUACACAGGAUGGAGGGCUGCGAUGUAUGAUUUAGAAUUCAUUUUGAAGGCGUCUCCUCUGAAUUUUCUCCUAGUGUUCGUUCCCUUGGGUUUGAUUUGGGGACAUUUCCAAUUAUCUCACACAUUAACAUUUGUUUUCAAUUUCUUGGCAAUUAUUCCAUUAGCAGCUAUCUUGGCUAAUGCCACUGAGGAGUUGGCUGAUAAGGCUGGUAACACGGUUGGAGGGCUUCUGAAUGCCACUUUUGGUAACGCUGUGGAACUGAUCGUUUCUAUCAUUGCCUUAAAGAAGGGUCAAGUGAGAAUUGUACAGGCAUCGAUGUUAGGUAGUCUACUAUCUAAUCUACUACUAGUCCUUGGGUUCUGCUUUAUAUUCGGUGGGUACAAUAGAGUCCAGCAAACUUUUAACCAGACUGCGGCACAAACAAUGUCGUCACUACUUGCAAUUGCAUGUGCAUCGUUGUUGAUACCUGCUGCCUUCAGAGCCACUCUGCCACAUGGCAAGGGCGAUCAUUACAUUGAUGGAAAGAUUUUGGAACUUUCCAGGGGUACUUCCAUUGUUAUUCUUAUCGUUUACAUUCUAUUCUUGUAUUUCCAACUAGGCAGUCACCGUGCCCUAUUUGAACAGCAAGAAGAAGAAACUGAUGAAGUUAUGAGCACCAUUUCCCGGCAACCACAUCACUCCUUGAGUGUUAAAUCUUCGUUAGUGAUCCUUCUAGGUACAACUGUCAUCAUUUCAUUCUGUGCAGACUUUUUAGUCGGUACAAUUGACAACGUAGUUGAAUCUACCGGAUUAUCUAAGACGUUUAUUGGUUUGAUUGUCAUCCCUAUUGUGGGUAAUGCUGCUGAACAUGUUACUUCUGUCUUAGUAGCCAUGAAGGACAAGAUGGAUCUAGCACUAGGUGUUGCCAUCGGUUCCUCUUUACAAGUCGCCUUAUUCGUUACACCGUUCAUGGUCCUUGUAGGCUGGAUGAUUGAUGUUCCAAUGACGUUGAAUUUCUCCACUUUUGAAACCACUACGCUAUUUAUCGCUGUUUUCCUAUCCAAUUAUCUAAUUCUCGACGGUGAAUCUAACUGGCUGGAAGGUGUCAUGUCUCUGGCUAUGUACAUCCUGAUUGCAAUGGCUUUCUUCUAUUAUCCGGAUGAGAAAACCCUUGAUUCUAUCGGAAAAAGUUUAUAA